AUGAACGACAUCCUGUCCGGUGCUGCGAUCCUUGAGGAAGCUGAAGCCAUGCUGCGACAGCUGACAAAGAUCUGCAAGGCGGGCGGCUUCUCGCUAAAAAAGUGGUCGGUCCUCUCGCUGACAGCCAAACUGUUCGAUCCGCUCGGAUGGCUGUCCCCAAUUACAGUAUUGGCCAAAAUCUUUAUACAAUCUACCUGGCUACUAGGCCUCGACUGGGACUCACCGCUGCCAAACGACGAGGCGAGGAAGUGGCUGCGAUUCCAGAGCGAGCUACCGGAGCUGGAGAAGCUUUUUAUACCUUGCUGGUUAGGAAGUGUGACUGACUUACACCUGGAGAUCCACGAGUUCGCCAAUGCCUCCGUGCGUGCCUACUCCGCCGUCAUCUACCUGAAGACAAAAACGUACGAGAUUACAAGAGUCACCCUGCUUGCAGCAAAAACCAAGGUAGCGCCUUUGAAGCAAGUCUCCUUACCGCGCUUGGAGUUGUCUGCCGCUACUCUUCUCGCUCAACUGGUCGCCCACGCCGUACCUCUCAUUAGUGCAGAGAAGGCGCUUCUUCAUCUGUGGUCGGAUUCCACAGUGACUCUUGGCUGGAUCCGUGGACACCCCUCGUCAUGGAUCACCUACGUGGCUAAUUGGGUCAGGGGCCGAACCGAAGAUGCUGCUGUGCUAUUCUUCUCUGCAACAAUUACUUCGGAUUACCUCGUGGUGCCGUCGUUGGUUGCUGAUCCACCGUCGGCCUCGCCACGUACAGGACAAGCUGAGAGUGAUCAGCUCAAUAGAGCCAGACUCUCCUGGUUGAGACUGAUCCAGGCUGCAAAAUACGAGGAAGAAAUAGAGGUACUGCAAGGAGAAAAGCCUCUGCCGCUGCGAAGCUUCCUUCUUCAACUCAGUCCGUUCCUGGACGAGGAGGGAAUCCUUCGCUUCGGCGGACGGCUACGACACGCACGGAUGCCGUUCGACGCCGCCCACCUACCAUACUGCCAGGAACAUCAACGUAUACCAACCUUGUCAUCACCGACCACCAUCAUCAGCGGAGCCACCUUACACGGCGGCACCCAGUUGACUUUGUGCUCCCUGCGGUAG
Nylanderia fulva is the source of this 1086-nucleotide messenger RNA. RefSeq lists its product as uncharacterized. The record is from RefSeq and is a predicted model, not a curated record. Lineage: Eukaryota; Metazoa; Arthropoda; Insecta; Hymenoptera; Formicidae.